CCGGAAACAGACCAAAUGGAAUGUACACAAGACUAAAUUUCACAUAAAUCUUUGAAUAAUGUCUUUUCUAGAAAAUGACACUGCUUCAAAAGAAAGGUUUAAUCUGUUAUUGCUAGAUCCAGGAGAAAUCUAUUUUGAGGAUUACAGUGUAUUUUAUUAUCCUAGUGGUCUUCCAGAACACGAAGCUAUCAAAAGGAAACAGAGGGGACAUUUGAAAAUAUGUUCCAAAUCAGUUGUUUUUGUUCCUAAGGAAAGCCAGUACCCUAUUCUGAAGUUUCCAUUAAGAUAUGUGACAGAAGUAGAUGAAUGGUCUGGUGGAUUGUUUUCUAAAAUAGACCAUAAAGAUAAAAUGAUAAAAGUGGCCUGCAAACAAACUGUAGCAAUGAAAGAAAAUAACAUACUAAGUCCUUAUGUCUUCAUUAAGGAACCAUCAGAACACAUUUUUUCACUGAAUUAUGUUGUUGUUGAUGAUUGUUUACCACAAAUCUGUCAACUACACCGAGCCUCUACACUCCCGCAUACUGAACAGAAUGCUAUGAUCAAUGCUAUUGUUCUGUCUAGAAGGUCAAGAGUCAAGUUCAAUACAAGUUGGUUGGAAGAUUUAUACGAAAAUAUCAUCUUGGAAACCCAAGGUGACAGAAUUACACCAUUGGUGACCAAUCCUGGCCGUAUUAUGUUGACCAAUAAAAUAUUGUACUUCCAACCUUUUAAUAACAUAGAAAGUAUACCAGUAAUAAAAAUCAGAUUAAAAGAUAUAAAUAGACUCAUAAAAAGGAGAUUUUUAUUGAGACAGAUAGGUAUAGAAAUUUUCUGCAAAGACGGCAGCCCCUGUACACAUCUGUAUUUAUCAUUAUCUAGUCCAGAGUUACGCAACGACCUUUUCUUCAAAAUGAAGGAACAAAGUGAUUUAGAUUUAGAGUUACCUGGUCAAGAGGAUAUGACCUUACGGUGGCAAAGUGGCAAUAUUUCUAAUUAUGAAUAUCUUAUGUAUUUAAAUAGUUUAGCCGACAGAAGUUUUAGUGACCUAACACAGUACCCAGUGAUGCCUUGGAUCAUAUCAGAUUACUCAUCUAGUCACCUUGAUUUAAAUGACUCAUCAGUUUUUAGAGAUUUAUCCAAACCUAUUGGAGCAUUAAAUGAAGAAAGAAUUGAGAAAACAAGGGAAAGGUACAGAGAAAUGCCAGAACCUAAGUUUUUAUAUGGAUCUCAUUAUUCUACACCAGGCUAUGUCUUGUUUUACCUGGCUAGAAUAGCCCCAGAAUAUGUGCUGUGUUUACAGAAUGGUAAAUUUGAUCAGCCAGAUAGAAUGUUUAACAGUUUGUUAGAUACUUGGCAGAAUUGUUUAGAAGGUGCAGCUGAUUUUAAAGAAUUGAUACCAGAAUUUUAUUCUCCUGACCAUCCAGAUUUCCUUUACAACAAAGGGGUCACUAAUUUUGGGAUCAGACAAGAUGGUAAACCAAUUGGUGAUGUUGAUCUACCACCAUGGGCAUGUAGUCCAGAGGAUUUUAAACAGUCCCUGAGAAUGGCAUUAGAGUCAGAUUAUGUAUCAUUACAUCUUCAUCAUUGGAUUGAUUUAAUCUUUGGAUAUAAACAGAGAGGAGAGGAAGCUGAGAAAGCUGAUAAUGUGUUUUACUACAUGACUUAUGAAGGUGCAGUGGAUUUAGACAGUAUAUCAGAUCCAAAUGAGAGAGCUCGUAUGGAGAUCCAGAUUAUGGAGUUUGGUCAAACACCCAAACAGUUGUUUAAAACACAACAUCCACAGAAGUUCCAACAUCCUAGUCCACAAAGUAUUGUACAGUGUACACAGGAAGCUAAGGAAAGAAAUAGUCCUACACCAGAAAACUCUGAUGAUAUGCUGUCUACAGACACAGAUGAGGACCAGACUCACUCCACUACAACAGUUUUUGAUGUGCAGGAGUUAAACAAUUUAGAAUUAUUUCACCAGUAUACACUACAUAAAGACUCAGUAACAGAUCUUUGUUUAGCCAGAGAUGGCAGAAAUAUUUUCUCUGUUUCUCAAGACAGUUUUUUGAAGAUGUAUUCAUUAGAAGAACAGAGGCAAUUAAGAAGUGUUAAUGUAUCUAGCAUGGCUUUAUCUUCAUGUCAGCUAUUACCAGACAAUUUAACCAUAGUGGUUGGAUCCUGGGACAAUAAUGUAUAUUUUUAUAGUAUUGAGUUUGGCAGAAUUUUAGAAACUUUAAUAGCACAUGAUGAUGCAGUUUCUGAUGUUUUUUGGAUAAACAAGAUUUUAUUUACAUCUUCCUGGGAUUCGACAGUAAAGAUGUGGAGUUUUACACCGCCAUCACCAUCCAAUCCUUUUGUUCCAGCUCAGUUUGUGGGACAACUUGAUCAUGAAUCUGGUGUGAACUGUCAGUGCAUUGAUAGUAACUGUCAGAUACUGGUUACUGGUUCAAAAGAAGGACAAAUAGUAAUAUGGGAUAUUAGAUCUAUGUACCAGUUAACAGAACACAAUCUGCAUUCGUCAAAAGUCAAUGCAGUAACUUUGAGUCAAGAUAAUAAGAGAAUUUUGUCCAGCGGAGAAGAUUGUUACCUGAAAGUGCUGGAUAUUGAGACAGGAACUGAAAUAUUUGUCAAAGAUUUACAGGACCAAAUUAUGUGUUUUAUGUGGUGUGGAGAUUUGUUACUAACCGGGAGCAAUUCAGGUGACCUUCAGGUGUGGGAUAUGGACAGAGGUCAAGUGGUUGUAAAGAAAUCUUUACAUUCAGAUGCUAUAACUUGUAUAGACAUUGGCAAUAAUACCAUAGUUACUGGAGGUCAAGACAAAGUCAUCAGUUUGUGGAAACCAUAGAAAUAAAUCUGUUAGGUGUAAGUCUUGCCUAUUAUGCAGCAGCAGAAACAAUACAGAUCUAUCUGGUUUAGUUUGGAUGCUAAAAAUAACUGUGUAGUGGUUGAAAUUCACUUCCAAUGCAACAAUAGAGGUCAUUAUAAUGUCAAGGUUAACAGAAAGUAGUAUGAGAUAUGUGUAUUUUUGUUUCAAGGGAACACUUUCUAGUAUGGAGAUUAGGCAUUCACAGGCUGUUCUUGUUAAACAUGAACAGUGCAGGUACUGAGUGAAUCACAGGUAGGGUUUAAAUACUGCAGAAAAGGCAUGAGAAAUAUUAAAAUGCAUCUGCUAAAUGGUAAUCAUGUUUGAAUUGCGAGAUCAUUUUUGUUAAUACAUAUUGUUAAUGUUAUUAUUAUUUUUAAGUAUAAAUGUAAAGUUUGGUUGUAUUAACUUUUGAAAAGAUUUGAAUGGCAGUGGCUUUAAUUAUAUUACAUAUCAUCUGUUAUACAUUCUAUAAAUAUGAACUUGAUUUUAUUUGUAAUUUGUCAAAGUUUUAAUUUUUCUUCUUGUUAUGAUAAGUCAUGAAAUACAAAGAAACUGAAGUGAAGAAGUUGUUGAGUCUUGUGAUAAGAAUUCUUGCUGCUAAAAUUCAAUAUAAUGGCAUUUUCAUAGAUAUAAUGCAUAAUACAUGUACAUCAAAAUUAUAUUGAGAUACAAGCAUCUGAAAACUUAAAAUAUUUGCAGGGGAAAAGAUGUCUCUUGAUAUUUUAUAUCAAAUUUUUGGGAAGAGAUGAAUGUUCAACUGUUUUUAGGAAAUAUUUUAUUACCGGUAGAUGUAAGUUUUAAAUAACUAUUGACAAAUAUGGGGGUUGCUAGGCAAAAUAUUUUAAUGAAUAGCCCAGAAAAAUAACAGGGGUUAAACAUAUAAAGUAAAAAGGCCAAAUUGAAAACAUGAUUGCCUAAUAUCCUUGAUUUAUAAUAAAUUGUUAAGAAUUGUUCAAAAUCAAGCUAAACAUGCCAAAUUUGAAGCUUUUUCCUAAAUUGUCCUUCAUCAGGAACUCAAAGUGUGGAAGCGAAAGAUAUUUAGGGUGACGCAUUAUUUAAUAGGAGAGGAGCCUAAGGAAAAAUCCACCAAACUCAAACAUUACCUAAGAGAGUUUCAGCAUAUUUUUUAACUCUGGGUUAAUCAACUGAAAAAAAAUAUUGAAAGAUAUGUUAUAAGUCAUGGCCAGUGUCAAAGCACUGAUCACUGGAUACCUAAGGAACAUAUGCCAGCAGUGGUUAUGGAGAAAGUUACCAGAUAGUUAUUAUAGACAAUAUUUUAUACAUUUAAAUGUAAAAUUCUUGGAAUUAAACAUGUUGAUUAAAUUAUACAGUUGCAAGAUUAUUUAAUGUUAAUGUUUAUUAUUGUUUGUUUAAUAUAUGCAACCACCAAUGUGCAAUUAAAUGCAAAUUAUUUAUUUAUCAAGUGAUGCCAAAAUUUUACUGUUAUCAGUAAAUAUAUACUGUUUGAUAUUAAUAAAAUUAUACAAUAUUUA
Messenger RNA from Mytilus californianus (California mussel), 4323 nucleotides. Its product is annotated as protein FAN-like. The coding region runs from base 59 to 2809 and encodes 916 amino acids. The record is from RefSeq and is a predicted model, not a curated record. The transcript is spliced from 32 exons. Gene Ontology annotation, molecular function: protein binding. Lineage: Eukaryota; Metazoa; Mollusca; Bivalvia; Mytilida; Mytilidae.